Molecule: messenger RNA, 11969 nt
Organism: Nycticebus coucang (slow loris)
Lineage: Eukaryota; Metazoa; Chordata; Mammalia; Primates; Lorisidae
Gene: TANC2
Product: tetratricopeptide repeat, ankyrin repeat and coiled-coil containing 2
Exons: 28
Coding region: 176-6409 (2077 amino acids)
Biological process (GO): regulation of dendritic spine morphogenesis
Cellular component (GO): dendritic spine
Molecular function (GO): protein binding
Source: RefSeq, a predicted model, not a curated record
CAGAGUGAUUUUUCUAAAUGGGCAUCUGAUCACGUCACUUUUUUCUGCAGAAUCUUUCAGAACCUCUGAUCACGUCAUUCUUUUCUUCAGAGUCUUUCAGGGGGUUCCUCAUCACUGAAUGGAUAAAAUGGAAGCUCCUUCGCAAACCAUAGUUGUGUGCUAGAAUAGCAUAAUCAUGUUUCGGAAUAGUCUCAAGAUGCUUCUUACUGGUGGGAAAUCAAGUCGUAAAAACAGAUCAAGUGAUGGAGGGAGCGAGGAACCACCGGAUCGGAGACAGUCAAGUGUAGACUCGCGCCAAAGCCGCUCUGGGCAAGGUGGCAUCUCCACAGAAAGCGACUGUGCUUUUGAGCCAGACUAUGCUGUCCCACCACUUCCAGUGAGUGAAGGUAUGCAGCACAUUCGGAUUAUGGAGGGCAUGUCUCGCUCUCUUCCAUCCUCCCCCUUACUCACACAUCAGUCUAUCAGUGUUCGGCUCCAACCUGUGAAGAAGUUAACUGCCCCUCUGAGGAAGGCAAAGUUUGUUGAGAGCCCACGAAUUCCAGAGUCCGAGCUUGGCUCACCAACCCUCACUUCAGCUCAGAAGCUGGACGUGGAUGCAUACUGCCCUGGUGAUACUGAACAGGAACUUGGCCCCCCUCCAUCUGUAGAUGAAGCAGCAAACACACUCAUGACUCGUCUGGGUUUCCUCCUUGGAGAGAAAGUCACAGAAGUUCAGCCAGGGGACCAAUACAGCAUGGAAGUACAGGAUGAAAAUCAGACCUCAGCAAUCACCCAGCGGAUAAGUCCCUGUUCCACCCUGACUAGCAGUACUGCCUCUCCACCAGCCAGUAGCCCCUGCUCUACCCUCCCACCGGUCAGUACAACUGCAACUGCCAAGGAUUGCAGCUAUGGGGCUGUUACUAGUCCAACCUCCACACUUGAAAGCAGAGAUAGUGGCAUCAUUGCUACCUUGACAAGUUAUUCUGAAAACGUGGAACGCACAAAAUAUGUUGGGGAAAGCAGUAAGGAAUUAGGAUCUGGAGGAAACCUGAAACCUUGGCAGUCUCAAAAAUCCAGCAUGGACUCCUGUUUGUAUCGAGUGGAUGAAAACAUAACUGCUUCCACCUAUAGUCUAAAUAAGAUCCCAGAGAGGAAUUUGGAAACAGUUCUGUCUCAGUCAGUACAGUCAAUUCCUUUAUAUCUUAUGCCACGGCCAAAUUCAGUAGCAGCUACCAGCUCUGCCCACUUGGAGGACCUUGCUUACCUGGAUGAGCAGAGACAUACACCUUUGAGAACUUCUCUUCGAAUGCCAAGGCAGAGUAUGGGCGGUGUUCGCACACAGCAGGAUUUAAGAGUUCGCUUUGCACCUUAUAGGCCUCCAGAUAUCUCCCUGAAGCCUCUGCUCUUUGAAGUACCCAGCAUCACUACAGAGUCUGUGUUUGUUGGCCGGGAUUGGGUUUUCCAUGAAAUAGAUGCUCAACUUCAAAGUUCAAAUGCCAGCGUGAACCAAGGAGUAGUAAUUGUGGGAAACAUUGGGUUUGGCAAAACUGCCAUCAUCUCCAGACUGGUGGCCCUCAGCUGCCAUGGUACAAGGAUGAGACAGAUCGCCUCAGACAGCCCACAUGCCUCCCCCAAACAUAUAGAUGCCAACAGAGAGCUCCCACUCACACAGCCACCUUCAGCCCUCUCGUCUAUCACCAGUGGCAGCUGCCCAGGAACACCUGAAAUGCGCAGGCGGCAAGAAGAGGCCAUGCGAAGACUAGCUUCACAGGUGGUUGCCUAUCACUAUUGCCAAGCAGAUAAUGCCUAUACCUGUCUGGUACCAGAAUUCGUCCACAACGUUGCUGCCCUCCUCUGCCGCUCACCUCAGCUGACAGCCUAUCGGGAGCAGCUUCUUCGGGAGCCUCACCUGCAGAGCAUGCUAAGCCUGCGGUCCUGUGUUCAAGACCCCAUGGCCUCCUUCCGGAGGGGAGUCCUAGAGCCCCUGGAGAAUCUCCACAAAGAGAGAAAAAUACCAGAUGAAGAUUUCAUCAUUUUAAUUGAUGGAUUAAAUGAAGCAGAAUUUCACAAACCGGAUUAUGGGGAUACAAUUGUAUCAUUUCUGAGUAAAAUGAUUGGAAAAUUUCCUUCUUGGCUCAAACUAAUUGUAACAGUUAGGACCAGUUUACAGGAAAUUACCAAGCUGCUGCCUUUCCAUAGAAUUUUUUUGGAUCGCCUAGAAGAGAAUGAAGCCAUAGACCAGGACCUGCAGGCUUAUAUCCUGCACCGGAUACACAGCAGCUCAGAGAUCCAGAAUAACAUUUCACUAAAUGGCAAAAUGGACAACACUACCUUUGGCAAACUCAGUUCUCAUCUCAAGACCCUCAGUCAAGGGUCCUAUCUAUAUCUGAAACUCACAUUUGACCUUAUAGAAAAAGGCUAUCUAGUGUUAAAGAGCUCUAGCUACAAAGUAGUUCCUGUUUCGCUCUCAGAGGUUUAUUUACUCCAGUGCAAUAUGAAGUUCCCAACCCAGUCUUCCUUUGACCGAGUAAUGCCUCUCCUGAAUGUGGCAGUGGCCUCUCUCCACCCACUGACUGAUGAGCAUAUCUUCCAGGCCAUCAAUGCUGGUAGCAUUGAAGGCACACUAGAAUGGGAGGAUUUUCAGCAGAGAAUGGAGAACCUGUCCAUGUUCCUAAUCAAGCGCAGAGACAUGACUCGUAUGUUUGUACAUCCUUCUUUCCGAGAAUGGCUUAUCUGGAGAGAAGAAGGAGAGAAAACCAAAUUUCUGUGUGAUCCCAGGAGUGGUCACACAUUACUUGCCUUCUGGUUUUCCCGCCAAGAGGGAAAACUAAACCGGCAGCAGACUAUUGAACUGGGACAUCACAUCCUCAAAGCACACAUUUUUAAGGGUUUGAGUAAAAAAGUUGGUGUAUCAUCCUCUAUCCUCCAAGGUCUCUGGGUCUCCUAUAGCACAGAAGGUCUUUCCAUGGCGCUGGCAUCUUUACGAAAUCUUUACACUCCAAAUAUAAAGGUCAGCCGAUUGCUCAUUUUGGGAGGUGCCAAUAUUAAUUACCGGACAGAGGUUUUAAAUAAUGCUCCAAUUCUAUGCGUCCAGUCUCAUCUUGGUUAUACAGAAAUGGUGGCCCUGCUGUUAGAGUUUGGAGCCAACGUGGAUGCCUCUUCUGAAAGUGGCCUGACUCCUCUAGGAUAUGCCGCAGCAGCAGGGUACCUGAGCAUUGUGGUACUACUGUGCAAGAAACGGGCCAAGGUGGAUCACUUGGAUAAGAAUGGGCAGUGUGCUUUGGUUCAUGCUGCACUGCGAGGUCAUCUGGAGGUUGUCAAGUUUUUAAUUCAGUGUGACUGGACAAUGGCUGGCCAACAGCAAGGAGUAUUUAAGAAGAGCCAUGCCAUCCAACAGGCCCUCAUUGCUGCGGCCAGCAUGGGUUACACUGAGAUUGUCUCCUACCUACUUGAUCUUCCAGAAAAAGAUGAAGAGGAAGUAGAACGUGCCCAGAUCAACAGCUUCGACAGUCUCUGGGGAGAGACAGCCCUAACAGCUGCAGCGGGAAGGGGCAAACUGGAGGUGUGCCGUCUGCUCUUGGAACAAGGGGCAGCAGUGGCCCAGCCAAACCGCCGAGGGGCAGUACCCCUGUUCAGCACUGUUCGUCAGGGCCACUGGCAGAUUGUCGAUCUUUUACUCACCCAUGGAGCUGAUGUCAACAUGGCAGACAAGCAGGGCCGUACUCCCCUGAUGAUGGCUGCUUCAGAAGGCCAUCUAGGAACUGUGGACUUUCUGCUUGCACAAGGUGCCUCCAUUGCUCUUAUGGACAAAGAAGGAUUGACAGCCCUCAGCUGGGCUUGUUUGAAGGGCCAUCUCUCAGUAGUACGUUCUCUGGUGGAUAAUGGAGCUGCCACAGACCAUGCUGACAAGAAUGGCCGCACUCCGCUGGAUCUGGCAGCUUUCUAUGGUGAUGCUGAGGUGGUCCAGUUCCUGGUAGAUCAUGGGGCCAUGAUCGAGCAUGUUGACUACAGCGGAAUGCGUCCUUUGGAUAGGGCAGUCGGAUGCCGGAACACUUCUGUCGUUGUCACUCUUCUAAAGAAAGGAGCCAAGAUAGGUUGUCAGACGUUACCGAGUCGCCCACGAGGUCCAGCCACAUGGGCGAUGGCCACCUCCAAACCAGACAUCAUGAUCAUCCUGUUGAGCAAGCUGAUGGAAGAGGGGGACAUGUUUUAUAAGAAAGGUAAAGUAAAGGAAGCUGCCCAGCGCUACCAGUACGCUCUGAAGAAGUUCCCUAGAGAAGGGUUUGGUGAGGACUUGAAAACCUUCCGGGAACUAAAGGUGUCUCUUCUCCUCAACCUCUCUCGAUGUCGCAGGAAAAUGAACGAUUUUGGAAUGGCGGAGGAAUUUGCUACUAAGGCCCUGGAGCUGAAACCGAAAUCUUAUGAAGCUUACUAUGCAAGAGCAAGGGCAAAACGCAGCAGCAGCAGACAGUUUGCAGCAGCCUUAGAGGACCUGAACGAGGCCAUCAAGCUAUGUCCAAACAACCGUGAGAUCCAGAGACUUCUGAUGAGAGUGGAAGAAGAAUGUAGACAGAUGCAGCAGCCACCACAGCCGCCGCAGCCGCCGCAGCCACAGCCUCCGGAGGAGCUCCCAGAAGAAACAGAACCUGAGCCGCAGCAUGAGGAUAUAUACUCUGUACAAGAUAUAUUUGAGGAGGAGUACCUGGAACAGGAUGUCGAAAAUGUUUCCAUUGGCCUGCAGACAGAGGCUCGGCCCAGUCAGGGGCUCCCAAUAAUCCAGAGUCCUCCAUCCUCUCCAGCCCAUCGGGACUCAGCCUACAUCUCUAGCUCACCUCUUGGCUCUCAUCAGGUUUUUGACUUCCGCUCCAGUAGUUCUGUAGGUUCUCCCACUAGGCAGGGCUACCAGUCCACCUCCCCUGCUCUUUCCCCAACGCAUCAGAACUCUCAUUACAGGCCUAGUCCACCACAUACUUCCCCAGCUCAUCAGAGUGGGUCUUACCGUUUUAGCCCCCCUCCUGUGGGAGGGCAGAGCAAAGAAUACCCAAGCCCUCCCCCUUCUCCUCUCCGUAGAGGCCCUCAGUAUCGGGCCAGCCCUCCAGCUGAAAGCAUGAGUGUCUAUAGAGCCCAGUCUGGUUCACCUAUACGCUAUCAGCAAGAAGCAAAUGUCAGUCAGCUUCCUGGCAGACCUAAAUCUCCAUUAUCCAAAAUGACUCAGCGGCCCUACCAGAUGCCUCAGCUCCCUGUGGCAGUUCCCCAGCAAGGGCUCAGGCUACAGCCCGCCAAGGCCCAGAUUGUGAGAAGUAACCAGCCCAGCUCAGCAGUUCAUUCAAGCACCAUAAUUCCCACCGGAGCCUAUGGCCAGGUUGCCCAUUCAAUGGGUAGUAAAUACCAGUCUUCCCAAGGAGACAUAGGAGUAAGUCAGAGCCGAUUGGUUUAUCAAGGGUCAAUUGGGGGAAUUGUUGGAGAUGGGAGACCAGUGCAGCAUGUCCAAGCCAGCCUGAGUGCAGGGGCCAUCUGUCAGCAUGGAGGGUUGACCAAAGAAGACCUUCCCCAGCGACCUUCCUCAGCAUAUCGAGGUGGAGUGAGAUACAGCCAGACGCCACAGAUUGGGCGUAGCCAGUCAGCAUCCUAUUACCCAGUCUGUCACUCAAAACUAGAUCUGGAACGGUCCUCCAGCCAACUAGGUUCCCCUGAUGUCUCACAUUUAAUCAGGAGACCUAUCAGUGUCAACCCUAAUGAAAUCAAGCCCCACCCACCAACUCCCAGGCCACUGCUGCACUCCCAAAGUGUAGGCCUUCGAUUCUCCCCAUCCAGCAAUAGUAUCUCAUCCACCUCCAACCUCGCUCCUUCCUUCCGGCCAUCUUCCUCAAUUCAGCAAAUGGAGAUCCCACUGAAACCGGCUUAUGAUAGGUCAUGUGAUGAGCUGUCACCAGUGUCUCCCACUCAAGGAGGUUACCCCAGUGAGCCCACCCGAUCCAGGACCACACCAUUCAUGGGGAUCAUAGAUAAAACAGCCCGGACUCAGCAGUACCCCCACCUUCACCAGCAGAAUCGGACCUGGGCAGUGUCAUCAGUAGAUACCGUUCUCAGUCCCACAUCUCCAGGCAACCUUCCUCAGCCCGAGUCCUUCAGUCCACCAUCAUCCAUCAGCAACAUUGCCUUUUAUAACAAAACCAACAAUGCACAGAAUGGCCAUUUGCUGGAGGACGAUUAUUACAGCCCCCAUGGGAUGCUGGCUAAUGGGUCUCGUGGAGACCUCUUGGAGAGAGUCAGCCAGGCCUCCUCCUAUCCUGAUGUAAAGGUGGCUCGGACCCUACCUGUGGCUCAGGCAUACCAGGACAACCUUUAUAGGCAGUUGUCCCGAGACUCUCGACAAGGGCAGACAUCCCCUAUCAAACCAAAGAGACCAUUUGUGGAGUCUAAUGUUUAAAAGACGUUUGUUGGAGUGAGACCCAUGUUUUCACUGCACAUUUUCAGGCUUGGUUUCCACAUUCGAGGUAGUUCUCCAGCUUAAUUUCUCAUGUAGUUCUGUGUGGUGUUCAGAGGUGGCAGCCCACAUGCUGAAAUCCUUUGCAUGCAGCCGACUGGGAAGCUGGCCUCCAGUGAGCCAGGACUUCGGUAUCUCUCGUCUGUGCCCCAGCCACAUGCUCUCUCCCUCUCUUCAGAUGCCAACGAGGAGAUUUUUUGCCGUGUGCUUUAACCCAGGGAGAUCAGACACACUGGUCAGCUUUUUCCAGGAGACAAUCGCUUUCACUGAUGUUCUUGUUGUAUAAAUGUCUUUUUCCUUUUUUAAAAAAGGAUGUUCUUGUUCGUUUGUUUCUAGGAAUUUUAGAAAGAGCGUGAUGCCCCUUUGCCUUCUUAGCCAGUGUCAUCCACAUAGGCAGCCCCAGUGCAUUCUUGUGCCAUGAUCCCCCCUCCAGACUGCCAGCUUCCUGCAGUCAUCAGGUCUAGAAUGUUCAUUUAGGAUUCCUGCUGGUCUUCCUAUGGGGUAAAAGGAUCAAAGAGAGAGAAAAGAAAUAAGUCUGCUAAAUUGGAAGAAAAACCCAAUAUAAUAUAAUUAUUUGAAAUGUCACUACAUUGUUUUUCCAGGAGGGAUUUUAGGAACAUUUAAAAAACAACUUGCUCUUAAAAUAUUUCAGUUAGCCAAGGAAAUUAGUUGAAAACUGUGGUUAUUUAAAAAUAAUUCCCUGGGAGUUAUUCUCUAGGUUUUUAAGCAACAAUUAACCACUAAAAGCUGACUUUCCAGAAGUGGGGGAAGGAAUAAAUGUAUAGAACUAGAAAGAUUGUUCUGGAUUGUCAAUGAAAGGUUAUAGGUCUAUCUUGGAGAAGUAUACUUUUCAGAUCCUGACACAUCACUAAGUAAGCAUCAUAUUUUAUACAAGGCAAAUUCUACCCAAAAGUUGAUUUGGUACAAUAAUUCUGUUAGUUGGAUCUUCACCUAAAGUCAGAUUUUGUUCUACUGGCCCUCUUUUUUUAAACCCAGAAGGUAUGGUAAAGAAAUCAGUUCUUUCAGAAGCAAAUUGGAUUCUCUUGGGACUAUAAGACUGAUUCCCAGAGUUGCGCCCAGAGUGUUGCAGUCCGUGCCAGUUAUCUGAUUCCAUUUUGAGAUCUAUACUUCCAUUAUCUAUUAUUACAGGAAUCGUUUCUUUUUCUAGGAGUAGUUAAGAUAUAUAAUAUUUAAAAUCAGACACAGCAAAAAGUGUUUCAGAGUGAAGAAAGACCCCUUUCAGCCCCAUUUUCUAGCCAUGGGUGAGGCAUGUGAUGAGACAACAGUUCUUGACCUGGUCACUCUCUACACAUCUUCUAGGUCUCAUGGUCAUUUGCUAACUUGAUUUUUGAGGGGUAGAGUCCACUAUUAAGUGGAUAACAGGAACACUGAAACCGCAGCCUUAGCACAGGCCUGGUACUGGCUGUUCAUCAGCUGUUAAAACUAAACAACUCACCCAACAAACUAAACAAAAGAGCAUUAGUUCUCUGUUAUUAGGAAUCAUUCUGCUCUUACUAGUAAAAGGCCACAGGGAGGGCAGUUUCCUGAAUAAAAAUCCAGCUGUGGCCAGACCCUUUUAUAAUAGUAAGUGACCUCUGAAGGGAACAUGAAGCUGAAAUCAGAAUUAUUUCUUUACUAAUUUAGAUUCUAUCUAGUAGAUGGACCCCUUCCCCCAUGCUCAAGCCUAAAACAGGCCAGGACUUGUCUCUUUGUGCUGGCAGCAAACAGCUGGGUUAACUCAAGACCCAGACUCUUUCCAUUCUCUCUGACGCUUAAAGACUGGCUCCUCCUCAGCUAGGCCAGGGUAGGUGUCAGUGUCCUCUCUCGGACACUCAUACACACCCAAGAACAUGGGAUGUUCAGCUAUCGCAUCAGCCUACAGCUGAGAGCCCAGAAGCCUCAGCUCCUUUUUUGGCCAGGUCUCAGCCCUGUUGUUCUCUUAGAAUCUUGUUCUUUUAUAACCACUUCUCACUGAGGAGCUGCUACAUUUCAAAGAAUUUCUCAGUGUCUGUUAGGAAAGUGCCCUGGCUUAUUUGGAAUUCCACACAUGCCACCUGCACUCAACUUGGCCAGGUGGGUAAGCAGGUCCUCUAGCUUUAUAAAUCUGCCACUGAUGCCACUUCUCCCCAAGGUCUCUCUCUUUUUCAAGACAAACAGGACAUUGAGGGUCUAUACCCUAUUAGGCAGAACUCCUAAAAUGUCAACAGUCAAAAUGCAAUUUUUUUUUUUUUGCCAGUUUAAGGGGGAGUGAAUAUCACUACUUGGUGCCAGUUGGUUUUAACUAGAAAAUGACUGAGGCUUAUUGGGGCAGGAGACACAGUUUUUCCUCACAGGCAGACUGCCUGUGCCCUGUUUGCUACUUCACUGCCAUGGAUGAUCUUAGUACUGUAUUUUAGAGAUGCCCCUUCCCCACCAACCAACACUUACUGAAUUAAUGUCUGGCUUCAGGUGAGGGGAAGUUUUUCAAAUCAAACUGGUAAGUUCCACUCACCCAGUUCACAUCACCCUGAAAUGGAGGACAGAGGUGACAAACUUCAGCUUAUAGGUUUCUCACCAAAUUGUAUGUUCCGUUUGCCCAGAAUUCUUGCACUAAUGGGUUUCUAUCACAUCAUGUCUAUAAAUGGGUGCACUUUACUGUUUGAAUUUGUAACUCUGAUAAAUAACUGGAUAUUUAAGUGUGAGUAAUGUCGUCAUUAGAAAAUAGCAGAACCACUCUUGUCUUUUAGUGUAUUUUUCAAGAAAAGGAAAAGAAAGAGAUCAAGCAGUGGAUCACAGCAUUUAUAGCACAAGAAAUAACUGUUGUAUAUAAGCAUCAAAAAAAUUAAGAAUUUUUUAAUACAAAAAAAAUAUUUGCAGUGAUUUUAAAGUGCUUUUCCAGCAAUUUUCUUAGGGACUCCUGAGACAUGGUUACUUUAUUUACUGGAUCAGUAAGGCACACAAUUAACAAUUAAAAAUUAAUGUUUAUUUACAAAGUAAAGGGAAAACCUGUGUAACAUGAGAAUUUGGCAUGGACAAGAUGGAGACCAUUUUGUAUCUGCUGUCGUAUCUUGUCCAGGUUGCAGAUGUGCACUAUUAAAGUCCCAAGUUAAUAGAGCACAAACCCUUCUUCCUCUCCCAUGUCCCCCUCUUUUUAGAUGUGUUUAACUUAAACUUGAUGGCUCAGGAAAAUUACAUUAAUUAGAAUCAUGUACAGUAUGCUAGCUUGUUGCCCAGAUAUACCAGUUUGCUAAUUUAGUUAAGCCUGGAUUAUUAAACACUUUUCCUAAAUUAUUGUAAACAACAGCUUAGAGAAAGGUGUUCUCAGUCCUUAUAUUGUAGUUUAUGAUCCCUUCUCUAAAUAUUGGUAUUUUUAUAUUCCAGAGAUGUACCCAAUAGAAAGAUUAAAAAUCAGUAUCUAAUAUCCCUAAGUAUUUUUCCUUAGAUUUUAGUCAUACACGGUGGGGUAUGUGGACGUCACCUGUGCUUCACCAUACUUGACCACUAGGUGUCACUGUGGCUCUGCACCACGUUUUUGUUGGGUUUUUUUUUUUUUUGUAGCAAAGAAUGGCAGCCGCUCCUGGGGCAGCAAGCAGGCUCAGGGGUUCAGGAAGAAGGGAACAGAGGCCUGGAAGGGGUCUUCGCGCAUCUGUGCCAGUUAUGGCAAGACAGACUCUGAACACUACAUACCUUGGACCUGCGGCCAGGCAGAGGCUGGGAGGUUGACUAGAACUCCCUUGCUCUGAUGUAUAGAUGGGGGUGUAGAGAGCCCUUUCCUCCCAUGAGCCUCUCUCCCCUCAGUUCCUCUCAGCCUCCAACUUUUAUUACUCCAGAGGUGUCACCGUUGAGUGGUUUGAUUCAAAUAUAGCUAUUUUUGUACCGCAGAAAUGCCUUGGACAAAACCAGUUGCUCACUGAAUCUUUACCACAAAAUGAAACAGGCUCCCCCAGGGGUCAGAUUAUUCCCUUCCCUAUGCCCAGCAACCUUGCCCACCCUGCCUGUCUGUCCCUGGGCUCUCCUGUCCCAUACUCAUUGGGAGGUGUGGCUUCUCCUUUUCCUCUAGGAAUUCCAGACCGACCAUCUACCGUGACUAACAGUGAACAAAGGGCUUAGGGGUAAGAGCUACCUACAAAGACGUGUCAUGGAAACCUUCACCAUGCAAUGCCUUGAACUCAGCUCUGGCUGCUCCCAAGAAAAGGUGGCUGUCUGGGGGCCUGGACACAAGCACAAUGGGGCUGGUGGAGCCACUGUGCAGAGCUACUUGAAUAAUCUCUCGGUCUUCAUCAACUCCUUUUAUAACAUAGACCACUCAAGGGCUGAAGUGUUGGUAACCUUCAUUUCGGUGUCCAACGCCUCACAGCAGCUGAGCCACCCUGAGAUGCUUGUGGCCAAAUGAUGGCCAGUCAGAGCUUUGAAAAUCAGUACCAAAUGAACGCGUAAUUGGACACCAAAAAUCAAGUGUUACUUUCAUGUUUCCUCACCCAUAUCAUCUCAUUUCUUCUGCUGGAUCUGUGGUACCUACACUAGGCUGACCUGCCAGGCUCUAGCUGGAUGCAAAUAGAUGCAGGCCAGUGCCAUUUUUUCAGAUAGACCUGCUGUGUGGGAAGGAAGUGCCCUAGCGGCUUUGUUUUUAUAACACUUGCUGGCUGAAUUUUUUUUCUUUCUUUCUAAUCACUAGCCAGAAAAUCUGGUUAGGGGCCUCAGCUUACUCCCGUUGGUCCCAGGACCAGACAAGAGUUAAUUUGGGAAAAUUCAGUACUUGAAUGUGCCUGCCUUAUUGUGUACUAAUUUACGGGGGUGGGGGUGGGGGGGUGGGUUUAGAGAUGCCGGCUCCAGAUCUCCACUUCACUCACAGGUUAUUUUGAAAUUCCUGUAAGUCACACUUCCUAGCCUGUUUUUGUUUUGUUGUUUCCUUUGGCUGAGUCCUGCUGAGUGGGGCCAGUUCCUUGUCAGGCUCAGGGCAGGUGCCAUUCUCAGGCAUGGCCUCCUUCCAUCUAGCACAGCGUCUCUGUCUCUGUUCCGUCUCCUCCAAAUCCAAGAUGAUUUUAAUUAGUACAGAUAUGUACAGUCUACAAUUAAGGAGUGAUUUGUACUAAUAUGAUUUUGAUUUUUCCUCCUCUUUGCUGUCCUUUCAAGACACUUGCUGGAAAAAGCUUUAAUGCACUUAGUUUUCCUUUAGGUUUUCUAUAACUCAGAUGUAAAGGACUUCUCUGUACAGUAUAUUAUUCAAUGCAUGUUUGUUCUCUAUUCUGAUAUAUUGAACACCACACAGUUGUGAACUCGUGCAGUGGGGAUGUCCCACACCCAACAGAGGCAUCUAGCCCCCUGUGUAUAAGGAAAGACAUUUUCCUUUGCUGUACUUGCUUGAGCAGUUUUAUUGUCUGUACAUGUGAGCUGUGUGAGAUAGAUGUGAAAAGUUCAAACGAAUGCAUUUUCCUGCCCCAUGUAUACAGAUCGUCAUCUGUACAAUGAACUGUAUGUAUGAAAGCAAAUGUACUUAUUUAUAAAUGGCUAACACUUGGAAAAA